Pocillopora meandrina is the source of this 936-nucleotide messenger RNA. The record is from the annotation of a GenBank genome assembly. Lineage: Eukaryota; Metazoa; Cnidaria; Anthozoa; Scleractinia; Pocilloporidae.
AUGGAGAACCUUUCCCCAGAAGUACUGAUGUUUCCCAUAACAUCAUUGCCAUUCAUUUUGAACAGCAGACCAGAGCUGCAAGAGGGCUUUCUGCUCGAUUUCGAAAUCAGACCUGGCUGGAUUGUAUACAAUCCAAACGUGGUAACUGUUCUGUCCUGCAAUCAAAUGUUCCAACCUGUGUACGAAUUGGAGCCAAUUUGGAGUUCAGACGAACAAUUGUUUAGAAUCAAAAGUACUGACGAUCUGGAAGACUUGAGGGUCAUGUUGAGCAAGCCGAUAGUGUUCUGUGCCACCAGAAGACAAGAAUGUGAGGCAAUGAUCAACGGAUUUGAUACGGACUUCGUAAUACUGCUGGAUCCUAAACAUCCAAAUGUUGCAGUGCAGAUUCAAAAAGUUGUUGAUCGCGUCGAGGAGCGCCUAAAGUCUGGACAAAAAUUCUGUUUAAAAACCCACUUUUCUGAUCUUUUAGAGGGAUCAACUCUGGCUAAGUUCAAAAGCUUCGUUUACUGGUUUAACUGUGAGUUUUAUAUCACCAAUCACUGCAGACCAAACCAGUUCUUAUCAACAAAUCACUGGCUCUUUUGGUGUGCCGUGUUUCCAGUAUUUAUUAUGGCUUCACUUCCCUAUCGCAUCGCAAGGAAAGCUUGUAUUUAUGACGAAGAGAUAACUUUGCAAAUAAGAUUGAAGUUGACUUUUUGUCCAGAAACUGUCCUUGUACUGCAUUUUUACUGUGUGGAUAAACCGUUGCCCGGACGUUACCUUACAAACGAGAAAUUGUUUAUAGAACGUGAAUGUUCUUCCACUGAACUUAAAAAUUUAGUUUGUUUUGAUGCUAAGAAGCUCAGGAAGCAUGAACGAUGUAGUUUUCGUUUGAAGAGGAUUAAGCACAAACUGAUUAGUCUAUUAGAAGUGGUAAGAAAGAAUAAAGCCAAAUGA